UCUCGCCGCCGCUUUCGCUAGCUCGCUCCGCGUCUCUGCCGGAGGAGGAGGCAGUGGCGCCGGCGACAGCUACGGCAACGGCAGCCACCGCGGCGGCUGCGGCGGCGGCGGCAUCUCCGCCUCCACUCCCGCCCGGGACGGCCCCCCACGGUCUCCCCGCCCCUCCCGGACUGUGAGCCCGCCGCGAGGCGGAGGAAGGAGCCGCCCCCCACCCGCUCCAAACCCACCCCCAAAGAGAUCCCUCCUCCCCUCCCCCAGCAGCCGCUGGCGCGGAGCCGGGACGAUGCUGACCCCUUAGAUCCUGCUCCAGCUGCGCUGCGGGAAGAGGGGGCACCCCUCCCCGGACCCCCCGCCCUCCACUGGGCGCCCCCUUUCUUUCUCCCCAUCUUCGGGCCGCUUUACCGAAGGUAGCGCCGAUUCGGGCGACCGGAGCCUGGGCGCGAAGCGAAGAAGCCAGAACAAAGUGAGGGGGAGCCGGUCGGCUGGCCCGGGGGACCCGGGGACCCAGGGAAAGCGGGACUCUCGCCAGGCGGGGCUUCCCUGCGACCCGGCGCCCCGCGGGCAGCAUGCCCCUGCGGGCAGGGGGAGCUGGGCUGAACUGGCCCUCCCGGGGGCUCAGCCUGCGCCCUAGAGCCCCCCAGAUGCGCCCCCGCCGGGGCCCCCCGCUUGCGUGAGGACACCUCCUCUGAGGGGCGCCUCUCGCCCCUCUCCGGACCCCCCGGGGCCCGGCUGGUCAGAGGAUGGAUGAGGAAGAGGAUGGAGCGGGCACUGAGGAGUCGGGACAGCCCCGGAGCUUCAUGCGGUUCAACGACCUGUCAGGGUCCGGGGGCCAGCCGGGGCCGGGGUCUGCGGAAAAGGACCCAGGCAGCGCGGACUCCGAGGCGGAGGGGCUGCCGUACCCGGCUCUGGCCCCGGUGGUUUUCUUCUACUUGAGCCAGGACAGCCGCCCGCGGAGCUGGUGUCUCCGCACGGUCUGUAACCCCUGGUUUGAGCGUAUCAGCAUGUUGGUCAUUCUUCUCAACUGUGUGACCCUGGGCAUGUUCCGGCCCUGUGAGGACAUCGCCUGUGACUCCCAGCGCUGCCGGAUCCUGCAGGCCUUUGAUGACUUCAUCUUUGCCUUCUUCGCUGUGGAAAUGGUGGUGAAGAUGGUGGCCUUGGGCAUCUUUGGGAAGAAGUGUUACCUGGGAGACACUUGGAACCGGCUUGACUUUUUCAUCGUCAUUGCGGGGAUGCUGGAGUAUUCACUGGACCUGCAGAACGUCAGCUUCUCAGCUGUCAGGACAGUCCGUGUGCUGCGACCGCUCAGGGCCAUUAACCGGGUGCCCAGCAUGCGCAUCCUUGUCACGUUGCUGCUGGACACCUUGCCCAUGCUGGGCAACGUCCUGCUGCUCUGCUUCUUCGUCUUCUUCAUCUUCGGCAUCGUUGGUGUCCAGCUGUGGGCAGGGCUGCUUCGAAACCGAUGCUUCCUCCCUGAGAAUUUCAGCCUUCCCCUGAGUGUGGACCUGGAGCCCUACUACCAGACAGAGAAUGAAGACGAGAGUCCCUUCAUCUGCUCCCAGCCCCGGGAGAACGGCAUGCGGUCCUGUAGGAGCGUGCCCACGCUGCGCGGGGAGGGCGGCGGCGGCCCGCCCUGUGGUCUGGACUAUGAGGCCUACAACAGCUCCAGCAACACCACCUGUGUCAACUGGAAUCAGUAUUACACCAACUGCUCGGCUGGCGAGCACAACCCCUUCAAGGGCGCCAUCAACUUUGACAACAUUGGCUACGCCUGGAUUGCCAUCUUCCAGGUCAUCACUCUGGAGGGCUGGGUCGACAUCAUGUACUUUGUGAUGGAUGCUCAUUCCUUCUACAACUUCAUCUACUUCAUCCUCCUCAUCAUCGUGGGUUCCUUCUUCAUGAUCAACCUGUGCCUGGUGGUGAUCGCCACGCAGUUCUCAGAGACCAAGCAGCGGGAAAGCCAGCUGAUGCGGGAGCAGCGCGUGAGGUUCCUGUCUAACGCCAGCACCCUGGCUAGCUUCUCUGAGCCUGGCAGCUGCUACGAGGAGCUGCUCAAGUACCUGGUGUACAUCCUCCGCAAGGCAGCCCGCAGGUUGGCCCAGGUCUCUCGGGCUGCGGGUGUGCGGGCCGGACUGCUGAGCAGCCCAGCGGCCCUCAGGAGUCAGGAGCCCCAACCCAGUGGCAGCUGUUCUCGCUCGCACCGCCGCCUGUCCGUCCACCACCUGGUGCACCAUCACCACCACCACCACCACCACUACCACCUGGGCAACGGGACACUCAGGGCCCCCCGGGCCAGCCCAGAGAUCCAAGACAGGGAUGCCAACGGGUCCCGCAGGCUCAUGCUGCCACCACCCUCAACACCCACCCUCUCUGGGGGCCCUCCAGGGGGUGCGGAGUCUGUGCACAGCUUCUACCAUGCCGACUGCCACUUGGAACCAGUCCGCUGCCAGGCGCCCCCUCCCAGGUCCCCAUCUGAGGCAUCAGGCAGGACUGUGGGUAGCGGGAAGGUGUACCCCACUGUGCACACCAGCCCUCCACCGGAGAUGCUGAAGGAGAAGGCACUAGUAGAGGUGGCCCCCAGCUCCGGGCCCCCCACUCUCACCAGCCUCAACAUCCCACCCGGGCCCUACAGCUCCAUGCACAAGCUGCUGGAGACACAGAGUACAGGCGCCUGCCAGAGCUCCUGCAAGAUCUCCAGUCCUUGUCUGAAGGCAGACAGUGGAGCCUGUGGUCCUGACAGCUGCCCCUACUGUGCCCGGGCGGGAGCAGGGGAGCUGGAGCCUGCCGACCACGAGGUGCCUGAUUCCGACAGCGAGGCCGUUUAUGAGUUCACACAGGACGCCCAGCACGGCGACCUCCGGGACCCCCACAGCCGGCGGCGGCGGAGCCAAGGCCCGGCCACAGAGCCUGGCUCUGUGCUGGCCUUCUGGAGGCUGAUUUGUGACACCUUCCGGAAGAUUGUGGACAGCAAGUACUUUGGCCGGGGAAUCAUGAUCGCCAUCCUGGUCAAUACCCUCAGCAUGGGCAUCGAGUACCACGAGCAGCCCGAGGAGCUCACCAACGCCCUGGAAAUCAGCAACAUCGUCUUCACCAGCCUCUUUGCCCUGGAGAUGCUGCUGAAGCUGCUCGUGUAUGGUCCCUUUGGCUACAUCAAGAACCCCUACAACAUCUUCGAUGGUGUCAUCGUUGUCAUCAGCGUGUGGGAGAUCGUGGGCCAGCAGGGGGGCGGCCUGUCGGUGCUGCGGACCUUCCGCCUGAUGCGGGUGCUGAAGCUGGUGCGCUUCCUGCCUGCGCUGCAGCGGCAGCUCGUGGUGCUCAUGAAGACCAUGGACAACGUGGCCACCUUCUGCAUGCUGCUCAUGCUUUUCAUCUUCAUCUUCAGCAUCCUGGGUAUGCAUCUCUUUGGCUGCAAGUUUGCAUCUGAGCGGGAUGGGGACACGCUACCAGACCGGAAGAAUUUUGACUCCCUGCUCUGGGCCAUCGUCACCGUCUUUCAGAUCCUGACCCAGGAGGACUGGAACAAAGUCCUGUACAAUGGCAUGGCCUCCACUUCGUCCUGGGCCGCCCUUUACUUCAUUGCACUCAUGACCUUUGGCAACUACGUGCUCUUUAAUCUGCUUGUCGCCAUCCUGGUGGAGGGCUUCCAGGCAGAGGAAAUCAGCAAACGGGAAGAUGCGAGUGGACAGUUAAGCUGUAUUCAGCUGCCUGUCGACUCCCAGGGGGGAGAUGCCACCAAAUCCGAGUCAGAGCCUGAUUUCUUCUCACCCAGCGUGGAUGGCGAUGGGGACAGGAAGAAGCGCUUGGCCCUGGUGUCUCUGGGCGAGCACCCAGAGCUGCAGAAGAGCCUGUUGCCGCCCCUCAUCAUCCACACGGCUGCCACGCCCAUGUCGCUGCCCAAGAGCUCCAGCACAGGCCUGGGCGAGGCGCUGGGUCCCAGCUCCCGCCGCACCAGCAGCAGUGGGUCUGCGGAUCCUGGGGCAGUCCACGAGAUGAAGUCACCGCCCAGUGCCCGCAGCUCUCCACACAGCCCCUGGAGCGCAGCAAGCAGCUGGACCAGCAGGCGCUCCAGCCGGAACAGCCUUGGCCGCGCCCCCAGCCUGAAGCGGAGGAGCCCAAGUGGGGAGCGGAGGUCCCUGUUGUCUGGGGAGGGCCAGGAGAGCCAGGAUGAGGAGGAGAGCUCGGAAGAGGAGCGGGCCAGUCCAGCGGGCAGUGACCGUCACCACAGGGGCUCCCUGGAGCGGGAAGCCAAGAGCUCCUUCGACCUGCCGGACACCCUGCAAGUGCCGGGCUUGCACCGCACAGCCAGCGGGCGCAGCUCCGCCUCCGAGCACCAGGACUGCAAUGGCAAGUCGGCUUCCGGGCGCCUGGCCCAGGCCCUGCAGCCCGACGACCCUCCGCUGGAUGGGGAUGAUGGCGAUGACGAGGGCAACCUGAGCAAAGGGGAGAGGCUCCGAGCCUGGAUCCGAGCCCGGCUCCCUGCCUGCUGCCGCGAGCGUGAUUCCUGGUCUGCCUACAUCUUCCCUCCUCAGUCGAGGUUCCGCCUCCUGUGUCACCGGAUCAUCACCCACAAGAUGUUCGACCAUGUGGUCCUCGUCAUCAUCUUCCUCAACUGCAUCACCAUUGCCAUGGAGCGCCCCAAAAUCGACCCCCACAGCGCUGAACGCAUCUUCCUAACCCUCUCCAAUUACAUCUUCACCGCCGUCUUUCUGGCUGAAAUGACAGUGAAGGUGGUGGCGCUGGGCUGGUGCUUCGGGGAGCAGGCGUACCUGCGCAGCAGCUGGAAUGUGCUCGAUGGGCUGCUGGUGCUCAUCUCUGUCAUCGACAUCCUGGUGUCCAUGGUCUCUGACAGCGGCACCAAGAUCCUGGGCAUGCUGAGGGUGCUGCGGCUGCUGCGGACCCUGCGCCCACUCAGGGUAAUCAGCCGAGCCCAGGGGCUGAAGCUGGUGGUGGAGACGCUGAUGUCCUCUCUGAAGCCCAUCGGCAACAUCGUGGUCAUCUGUUGUGCCUUCUUCAUCAUUUUUGGCAUCCUGGGGGUGCAGCUCUUCAAAGGGAAGUUCUUCGUGUGCCAGGGGGAGGACACCAGGAACAUCACCAACAAGUCUGACUGUGCCGAGGCCAGUUACCGGUGGGUCCGGCACAAGUACAACUUCGACAACCUGGGCCAGGCCCUGAUGUCCCUGUUCGUGCUGGCCUCUAAGGAUGGUUGGGUAGACAUCAUGUAUGACGGGCUGGAUGCUGUGGGUGUGGACCAGCAGCCGAUCAUGAACCACAACCCCUGGAUGCUGCUGUACUUCAUCUCGUUCCUGCUCAUUGUGGCCUUCUUUGUCCUGAAUAUGUUUGUGGGCGUGGUGGUGGAGAACUUCCACAAGUGUCGGCAGCACCAGGAGGAGGAGGAGGCCCGGCGGCGGGAGGAGAAGCGUCUUAAGAGACUGGAGAAAAAGAGAAGGAGUAAGGAGAAGCAGAUGGCCGAUCUAAUGCUGGACGAUGUAAUUGCUUCCGGCAGCUCAGCCAGCGCUGCGUCAGAAAUAUUGAAGAGACAGAAAGGACCCCCACAUGGCUGCCUUCCGAGGCUGCUGAGGACUUGGGACUUCAGUCUGGGAACCAUUGACUAUACAGAAGCCCAGUGCAAACCCUACUAUUCCGACUACUCCCGCUUCCGGCUUCUUGUCCACCACUUGUGCACCAGCCACUACCUGGACCUUUUCAUCACAGGUGUCAUUGGGCUGAAUGUGGUCACCAUGGCCAUGGAACAUUACCAGCAGCCCCAGAUCCUGGAUGAGGCUCUGAAAAUCUGCAACUACAUCUUCACUGUCAUCUUUGUCUUGGAAUCUGUUUUCAAACUUGUGGCCUUUGGCUUCCGUCGGUUCUUCCAGGACAGGGAGCUGUGUCCUGGGCUUUCCAGGUGGAACCAGCUGGACCUGGCCAUUGUGCUGCUGUCCAUCAUGGGCAUCACGCUGGAGGAGAUCGAGGUCAAUGCCUCCUUGCCUAUCAACCCCACCAUCAUCCGCAUCAUGAGGGUGCUGCGCAUCGCCCGAGUGCUGAAGCUGCUGAAGAUGGCUGUGGGCAUGCGGGCGCUGCUGGACACGGUGAUGCAGGCCCUGCCCCAGGUGGGGAAUCUGGGACUUCUCUUCAUGUUAUUGUUUUUCAUCUUUGCAGCUCUGGGCGUGGAGCUUUUUGGAGACCUGGAGUGUGAUGAGACACACCCUUGUGAGGGCCUGGGCCGGCAUGCCACCUUUCGUAACUUUGGCAUGGCCUUCCUGACCCUCUUCCGAGUCUCCACAGGUGACAACUGGAAUGGCAUUAUGAAGGACACCCUCCGGGACUGUGACCAGGAGUCCACCUGCUACAACACGGUCAUCUCGCCCAUCUACUUCGUGUCCUUCGUGCUCACGGCCCAGUUCGUGCUGGUCAACGUGGUGAUCGCCGUGCUGAUGAAGCACCUGGAGGAGAGCAACAAGGAGGCCAAGGAGGAGGCCGAGCUGGAGGCCGAGCUGGAGCUGGAGAUGAAGACCCUGAGCCCACAGCCCCACUCGCCGCUCGGCAGCCCCUUCCUCUGGCCUGGGGUGGAGGGCCCUGACAGCCCUGACAGCCCCAAGCCUGGGGUUCCACACGCUGCGACCCAGGCAGGGGCAGCCUUCCACUUCUCCCUCGAGCACCCCACGGAUAGACAGCUGUUUGACACCAUCUCCCUGCUGAUCCAGGGCUCCCUGGAAGGGGAGCUGAAGCUGAUGGACGAGCUGGCAGGCCCAGGGGGCCAGCCCUCUGCCUUCCCUUCCGCCCCCAGCCCGGGUGGCUCCGACCCACAGAUCCCUCUAGCUGAGAUGGAGGCUCUGUCUCUGACGUCAGAGAUUGUGUCUGAACCGUCCUGCUCUCUAGCUCUGACGGAUGACUCUUUGCCUGAUGACACUCACACACUCUUACUUAGUGCCCCGGAGAGCAAUAUGGAGCCCAACCCCGAGGAGGUACCUGUCACACUGGGAUCCGACCUGUUGACUGUGAGGAAGUCUGGGGUCAGCCGGACGCACUCUCUGCCCAAUGACAGCUACAUGUGCCGGGAUGGGAGCGCCGCUGAGGGGCCCCCGGGACACAGGGGCUGGGGACUCCCCAAAGCCCAGUCAGGCUCCAUCUUAUCUGUUCACUCCCAGCCAGCAGACACCACCUACAUCCCGCAGCUUCCUAAAGAUGUGCCCCAUCUGCUCCAGCCUCACAGUGCCCCCACCUGGGGCACCAUCCCUAAACUGCCCCCUCCGGCUCGUUCCCCUUUGGCUCAGAGGCCACUCAGGCGCCAGGCAGCAAUAAGGACUGAUUCCUUGGAUGUGCAGGGCCUGGGCAGCCAGGAAGACCUGCUGUCGGAGGUGAGUGGAGCCCCCCCGCCUCUGGCCCGGUCCUCCUCCUUCUGGGGCCAGUCCAGCAUCCAGGUGCAGCAGCAUUCCCGCAUUCAAAGCAAGCUCUCGAAGCACAUGCCCCUGCCAGCCCUUUGCCCAGGCCCAGAACCCAACCAGAGCAAGGGCCCUCCGGAGACCAGAAGCAGCUUAGAGCUGGACACAGAACUGAGCUGGAUUUCAGGAGACCUGCUGCCCCUCGGCAGCCAGGAGCCCCUAUCCACACGGGACUUAAAGAAGUGCUACAGUGUGGAGUCCCAGAGUGGCCGGCGACGGCCUGCAUCCUGGCUGGAUGAACAGAGAAGACACUCCAUUGCAGUCAGCUGCCUGGACAGCGGCUCCCAACCCCACCUGGGCCCAAGCCCCUCGACCCUCGGGGGUCAGCCUCUUGGGGGCCCUGGGAGCCGGCCCAAGAAAAAACUCAGCCCACCCAGUAUCUCCAUAGACCCCCCGGAGAUCCAGGGCCCACGGCCCCCACCUAGCCCUGGCGUCUGCCUGCGGAGGCGGGCUCCAUCCAGUGACUCCAAGGAUCCCUCGGCCUCUGGCCUCCCUGACAGCAUGGCUGCCUCACCCUCCCCAAAGAAAGAUGUGCUGAGUCUCUCCGGUUUGUCCUCUGACCCGGCAGACCUGGACCCCUGAGUCUCACCUGCUCUCUCACUCACCUUUCUCCAUUGGGUGCGAAUCCUAGCUCCUCCUCCUGGGCCAUAUUCCUGAAAAAGUCCCAUAGAGACACCAAGGAGGUGCUCCUGCCUGCCUCCAUGGCUCUGGGUACCUGCAAGCAGGACUUCCAGAGUCCAAAGCCGCAGCCCUGGCGACUUGGCUCCAGGCAGAGAGAGAAAGAGAGAGAGAGAUGCCCAGCACGGCGAGGUUCCAGACACCAGGAGCUGUUGGGAGAAAGCAAUACGUUUGUGCAGAAUCUCUAUGUAUAUUCUAUUUUAUUAAAUUAAUUGAAUCUAGUAUAUGUGGGAUGUACGACAUUUUGUGACUGAAGAGACUUGUUUCCUUCUACUUUUAUGUGUCUCAGAAUAUUUUUGAGGCGAAGGCGUCUGUCUCUUGGCUAUUUUAACCUAAAAUAACCAGUCUAGUUAUAUUCCCUCUUCUUGCAAAGCACAAGCUGGGACCGAGAGUGCAUCAUAGCCCCGACGGUGACCCAUCUUCAGCGGAGAGCGAGAACCAUUUUGGAAACUGUAAUGUAACUUAUUUUCUCCUUUAAUCUCGUCAUCAUUUUCUGUAGGAAAAAAAAAAAAAAGAGAAAAAGAAGAAAAAAAAAAAGAAAAAAAAUGAGAUUUUACAA
Molecule: messenger RNA, 8673 nt
Organism: Sciurus carolinensis (gray squirrel)
Lineage: Eukaryota; Metazoa; Chordata; Mammalia; Rodentia; Sciuridae
Gene: Cacna1g
Product: calcium voltage-gated channel subunit alpha1 G
Exons: 39
Coding region: 741-8018 (2425 amino acids)
Biological process (GO): positive regulation of calcium ion-dependent exocytosis; membrane depolarization during action potential; calcium ion import
Cellular component (GO): voltage-gated sodium channel complex; neuron projection; voltage-gated calcium channel complex
Molecular function (GO): voltage-gated sodium channel activity; low voltage-gated calcium channel activity
Source: RefSeq, a predicted model, not a curated record